ACGUCACUUGGGGAUUAUCUCUUCUCUUGACGUUCAUCUUUCCAUCUUGUUCCUGACAUCUUUAACCUCUUCUCAGCUUCUGGUUCUGUUUUCUUCUUAUCCUCUGGUCCACCCUGUCAAAACAAAACACUCUGCGCGCGUUUGGCGAUACUCCGACUCAACCCAAUCCAACCGAACCGAAACCUCAUACCAAAAUGGCCCCCAUUCACGACCGCAUCCGCGACGACCUCCUCGCAAUGGAACGUCGCCUCUGGACAGCCCUCACGUCCGCCGACCCGGGCCCGGAAAUCAAGAAGAUGUCCAACGACGACGCCAACUUCCUCUUCCCGAAGCGCGAUAUCCUGACGCUGCAAAGCAAGGACCCGUCCCUCUCCGAGGCCCUGAAGCCUCCCUUCCACCACUUCGAGGAGUACGAGCUGAAGGACGUGCGCGUGCUGAUCAUCGACCUCAUGGCCGGCACGGUCACCUACAAGAUCAACGCGCGGCUGCGCGGCAAGAUCGAGUUUAAUGGCACGGGGUCGACGACGUGGAGUCAGGGGUCGGAUGGGGAGUGGCGGAUUGUGGUGCAUCAGGAGACCUCGUUGGAGUGAUCUGGUUUUUUCCCCCGAUUUGGUGUGCACGGCUGUAGUGGGGGAUGAGAAUCGACGGGCGAGACCGUCCCGGCCCCGGUGGACGGCCGGUUGGAGAUUGUGUCUGCUUCGCUUCGUACAUACUUCCUGCUUGAUACUCUUUUCUGUUGUUGACCUUGGACC
Aspergillus saccharolyticus JOP 1030-1 is the source of this 752-nucleotide messenger RNA. RefSeq names its product nuclear transport factor 2 family protein. The record is from RefSeq and is a predicted model, not a curated record. The coding region runs from base 195 to 590 and encodes 131 amino acids. NCBI's taxonomy places the organism in Eukaryota, Fungi, Ascomycota, Eurotiomycetes, Eurotiales, Aspergillaceae. The transcript has 2 exons.